AUAAUAAUAAUAAUGUUAUAAUAUGGUAUUAUAACUGAUAUAAUGUAAUAAUAGUAAUAAUAUAAACUGUUCUCUCUCUUCCUUCCUGCAGAUAGAUAUUGGGUUGUGUCUCUGUUUAUCAUCUUAUUUAAACCCCAGUCUCUCAUUUCCAUUCUCCCUCUUUUUUAGAAACUCUUCCGUCUUAAUUCUUUUAAAACAUUUAUUGCGGAAUUUUCUAAUGUUAAUACUGGUGUUAAAGGAGAUAAUAAUAAUCCCUGGCCUGAGUUUUAUUUUGUGUCAUUUCCAAAAUGUUUUUAAUAACUAACUGGGGCUGGUUACAAGGACCAUCCCGUGCCCCUAUGAAGACAGCUCCACUGGCUUCCAACAAGUUUCCGUGCCCAAUUCAAGGUGCAGGUGGUUACCUAGAAAGCCCUAUACACUUGGGGUCCAACCUCUCUUCAGGACCACAUCUCCUUUUAUGAACGGUCGCGAACUUUAAGAUCUGCCAGGGAGGCCCUCCUCUCGGUCUGCCACUGUCUCAAGUAGGGUUGGUGGGGACGAGAGCGAGAGAGAGACUGCGAUGGGGGGGGGCUUCCUUCUCGGUGGUGGCCCCGUGGCUUUGGAAUGCCCUCCUGAAGGAGAUCAGGUUCCCCUUCUCUUCAAGCUUUCUGGGCACAACUGAAAACACGGUUUUUUGAACAAGCCUUUGGACCAGGAUGAGCACCUUCCUCACUCAACCUGAGGCCUUAGGGAUGGAUUCUGUUAGUACUUUAUGGACUGAGACAGUUCACAGCCUGUUGUGCCGCAGCUUUGCUGCAGUGUUGAAUUUUAAUCAGUUGGGUUGUAUGUUAUUCAAUGGAAUUAUUGCUUUGCAAUCUUUUUCUUCUUCCUGGCUUGCAAGAGGCUCUCACUCACUCUUCUUUCACUUUUGAAAACAUUCUCUUCUUGUCUCUCUCUCUCUUAAAAAAUAAGAUCACUCCAGCCUGGGAGGAGAAGCGGAGGACGGAUGUUUUGGAAAAGACAACACACUGUAGUCUCCAGGCUCCACUGCCUGGCUUGACCUUGACCCGAUUAUAAGCCGGGGGAGGCUCUUUCAGCUCAUAAAUAAAAAACUCGGCUUAUCUUCGAGUAUAUACGGACGUGAGAGUUCUCUGGAGCCACCCCUGCCGUGAUGGGAAACGAACCAGCACUACAAACCAGCAGUAGAUAUUAAGGCAUUUGGAAACCAAAGUGCAGAAAAGAAACCAGUCCUCUAGGAAAAAGGAUUCCUCUCGAGGGGCUGAUCUUGCUGAAUUCCUACAUUCACUUUGGAUUAUAGAGUAGAACCAUAGAGUCGGAAGAGACUGCAUGAGGCACCCAGUCCAGGCCUCUGCCGUGCAGGAAAAGCGCAAAGUACCCCUGACAGAUGAGCAUCUGGCCUCUGUUUAAAGGAUUCCAAAGGAGCCUCCACUACAUUUUGAGGCAGAGAGUUCCACUGCUGAACAGCUCUUACAGUCAGUAAGUUCUUAAUGUUCAGAUGGAAUCUACUUUCCUGUAAUUUGAACCCACUGUUGUGAGUAAUCAGAAAGGGAAAAACAAGAAUCAAGUGUCCUUAUUGGACUUAAAUAUACAUAACACUGCUGACAUGGAGGAGAAUGCAUAUAAAUGUAUCGAAUGUGGAAAGAGCUUUAGUAAGCAUGGAAAGCUGAAGAGACAUCAAAGGAGUCACACUGGGGAGAAACCCUAUACAUGCCUGGAGUGUGGACAGAGCUUUACUCAGAAGGGAAACUUACAAAGACAUCAAAGGACUCACACGGGGGAGAAACCCUAUACAUGCCUGGAGUGUGGACAGAGCUUUACUCGUAGUUCAAGUCUAUGUUCACAUCAAAGGACUCACAUGGGGGAGAAACCUUAUAAUUGCCUGGAGUGUGGACAGAGCUUUACUCGUAGUUCAAGUCUUCAUUCUCAUCAAAGGACUCACACGGGGGAGAAACCCUAUAACUGCCUGGAGUGUGGACAGAGCUUUGCUCGUAGUUCAGGUCUACGUUCACAUCAAAGGACUCACACGGGGGAGAAACCCUAUAACUGCCUGGAGUGUGGACAGAGCUUUGCUCAUAGUUCAGGUCUACGUUCACAUCAAAGGACUCACACUGGGGAGAAACCCUAUAACUGCCUGGAGUGUGGACAGAGCUUCAGUGAUUGUUCAAUUCUACGUUCACAUCAAAGGACUCACACUGGGGAGAAACCAUAUAAAUGCCUAGAGUGUGGACAGAGCUUCACUCAGAGCUCAGGUCUACGUUCACAUCAAAGGACUCACACUGGGGAGAAACCCUAUAACUGCCUGGAGUGUGGGCAGAGCUUUACUCGUAGUUCAGGUCUACGUUUGCAUCAAAGGACUCACACUGGGGAGAAACUGUAGAAAUGCAUGGAGUGUGGACAGAGCUUUUCAUGAAAAAACGUUAUACAUAGACAUCAUAGAAUUCACCCUGGAGAGAAUGGUGUUAAUUGACCCCAGAGUGUCAUUCUAACACGUAGAAAAGCAACUCUUGCAAAUUUUGGAAAUGCAAGCUCAAAGUUGGGACAUUUCAUCACAUGUGAGGUAUUGUAGAAAGAUUGAACUAAAAUACAGUGUUCCCUCACCUAUCGCGAGGGUUAGGUUCCAGGACCAGCUGCAAUAAGUGAAAAUCCGCGAAGUUGGGAUGCUAUAUAUUUAUACAUUAUUUUAGUAGUUAUACACUAUUUUAAGUCUUUAUAAACAAACUAGCUGUGCCCAGCCACGCGUUGCUGUGGCGAAGUAUGGUGGUAUGGGAAAUAAAGUAUUGAUGAAUUGGUGGUACAGUAGAGUCUCACUUAUCCAACAUUCUCUUAUCCAACGUUCUGGAUUAUCCAACGCAUUUUUGUAGUCAAUGUUUUCAAUACAUUGUGAUAUUUUAGUGCUAAAUUCAUAAAUACUGUAAUUACUAUGUACCAUUAUUGCGUAUUGAACUACUUUUUCUGUCCAAUUUGUUGUAUAACAUGAUGUUUUGGUGCUUAAUUUGUAAAAUCAUAACUUAAUUUGGUGUUUAAUAGGCUUCUCAUUAAUCUCUCCUUGUUAUCCAACAUAUUCGCUUAUCCAACGUUUUGCCGGCUCGUUUAUGUUGUGUAAGUGAGACUCUACUGUAGUUAAAGGUAAAGCGUAAAGGUUUUUCUGUGAAAUUAAGUCCAGUCGUGUCUGAGUCUGGGGGUUAGUGCUCAUCUGCAUUUGUAAGACAAGGAGCUGGCGUUGUCUGUAGACUCCUCCAAGGUCAUGUGGCUGGCAUGACUGCAUGGAGCGCUGUUACCUUCCCGCCGGAGUAGUACCUAUUCAUGUAUUCCCAUUUGCAUGUUUUCAAACUUCUGGGUUGGCAGAAGCUGGGGCUAACAGUGGUUGCUCUCUCCGCUCCCCCAAUUCAGACCUGUGGCCUUUUGGUCCAGAAGUUCAGUAGCUCAGAGUGGUGUUGUUUGUGAUACUUUAUGUGCUUGUGCUGUCUGUGGCCCUCAGAAAACAGGAUUUGCCAGAGUUUGGUGAUGGGAAUAGUUUGUUGGGAGGUGUUAGGUGGUCCUGAUUGUUUCCUGGAUGGAAUUCCUGUGUUUUUAGAGUGUUGCUCUUUAUUUACUGUUCUGAGAUGAGAGGUGAUGAGCACCGAAUGGCCUUACACCUUCAAAGCCUGGGUGCUUCCCUCUCUGAGGGGGCGGGAAUGCUUUGCUGGGAGGUGUUAGGUGGUCCAGAUUGUUUACUGGAUGGAAUUCCUGUGUUUUUAGAGUGUUGCUCUUUAUUUACUGUUCUGAGAUGAGAGCGUGAUGAGCACGGAAUGGCCUUACACCUUCAAAGCCUGGGUGCUUCCCUCUCUGAGGGGGCGGGAAUGCUUUGCUGGGAGGUGUUAGGUGGUCCAUAUUGUUUCCUGGAUGGAAUUCCUGUGUUUUUAGAGUGUUGCUCUUUAUUUACUGUCCUGAGAUGAGAGAGUGAUGAGCACGGAAUGGCCUUGGACCUUCAAAGGCUGGCUGCUUCCCUGCCGGGGGGGGGGGGGGGAAGGAUUCUUUGUUGAGCAGCCAGGCCUUGCAGUUGUGAGGGGAGGAAAGGAAAUGGGCCGUAACUUGUUUGGUGAGUCCGGUGGCGGGGGGGGGGGGAGUUUAAAGGGGAUCUUCCGUGGGUUUUGAGUAGUUUUUUCAUUGGGUAGGUCCCUGAGGGGGGGCAUUUUGAACCCACCUUGCUACUCCUGAGAAGUAUUAGGCUGUGGGAUGGUGGGGAGGAUGGCGACAGUGUCUGAGGGGGGGGAAGGAGUGUGCGUGGGAGCGGCCGUUGGAGGGAGGGGUGUGGAUUGUUGUGUGUGCACGCGGGCUGGCCUCUUGGGCAUGCGCAGAUGGAGCAUUCCGGUUUUGGGGUUUUUUUGGCCCCAUGGAGGUUUGGGAUGUGUAGUUUGUUUGUAAGAACGUAGAGACGUGGAUGAGGGGUUGUGUUGUCAAUUUCCUAGGUUGGGGGGGCCUUUCGUUUUGUUGUUAUGCUCGGUGGAGCGAUGCCAUUCUCCUUUUAUAUAUAUAGAUAGCGUGUUGAUAAAUCACCUCCUUCUCCCAUUGCUGCCUGGGCUCCUUUUCUCUCCCUUCAGCUUCACCUUCCUCCCUUCCUUAGGCUGUAAAUUGUAAUUUUUUAUGAUUUAUAAUAGUCUUUGAGAGUUUAUUGAAAAACCACGAAACAGCGAAUCCGCAAACAGUGAACCGCGAAGUAGUGAGGGAACUCUGUGUGUUCCAUUCUGGAAAUAAUUACGGUAUAUUAUCUAAAGGGAGUAGAAUAAUGAGAAAUAAAGAUUAACAGAUAGAAUGAGGCUUUUGGGUACGUGUUCACGUCUGUUUGUUAGUUCAGUUGUGUGUCUAGGUAAGUAACUGUUUCGCUGGUCUCUUUGUUUCUGAUUUAGUUUUGUAUCUCAUGUAGUAGUUAGUUUCAUGGGUAGUUGAAGCAUUAUAUAUAAUUUCUGCCUUUUUGUAUUGUUGCUUUUAACCUCUCUUUUUAGAUUUUUUAUUUGCAACAAAGAGGGGGAUUUAUAAGGGUCAAAACUGCUGAAACUGGAGGGGUUGGUAGACCUGUUUUUGGCCCAAAAUGGGGUUUAAUGUUUAAUCUAGAGCGCCUUUGAACAUCCUUGCCUUCUUUGGUCUUGGUGGCAUGGGUUUGGAUUCAGUUGUGUUGCUUCAGACAUUAUUAUUCCUAUUAUGCUUUACACAACAUGUAUUCACUGCUUUGA
Molecule: messenger RNA, 5210 nt
Organism: Anolis carolinensis (green anole)
Lineage: Eukaryota; Metazoa; Chordata; Lepidosauria; Squamata; Anolidae
Product: oocyte zinc finger protein XlCOF22-like
Exons: 2
Coding region: 1604-2377 (257 amino acids)
Biological process (GO): regulation of transcription by RNA polymerase II
Molecular function (GO): DNA-binding transcription factor activity, RNA polymerase II-specific; RNA polymerase II cis-regulatory region sequence-specific DNA binding
Source: RefSeq, a predicted model, not a curated record